CUUCGGUAAAAAUAAUUUUGCGCAAAAAACCGAAAAACCAUGGCCGGACGUGAAGCCAUUAAACGGGCCGUACAGCAGGUGCGUCCCAUUCUGUCCGUCGACAGGGAGGAGGCACGCAAGCGUGCCCUGAACCUUUACAAGGCCUGGUACCGCCAGAUUCCCUAUAUCGUAAUGGACUACGAUAUUCCUAUGACUGUGGAGCAGUGCCGCUCCAAGUUGCGCGAGCAAUUUGUCAAGGACCGUCAUGUAACCGACAUACGCGUGAUAGACAUGCUCGUCAUCAAGGGGCAAAUGGAGCUGAAAGAGACGGUGGAGAUCUGGAAACAAAAAGGCCAUAUUAUGCGCUACUGGAAGGAGUCGCAGGAGCCCAAGCCCACGGAUUUCCUCUCAAAAUUCGUCCAGGGCGUUAAUUAGAUUUUCAAAUUAAAGUAGCUUAAAUAUAUUCCGAGUCUGGAGUGAACAAGUAA
This is a messenger RNA of Drosophila persimilis, 467 nucleotides long. RefSeq names its product NADH dehydrogenase [ubiquinone] 1 alpha subcomplex subunit 6 (gene ND-B14). Bases 40 to 414 code for a protein of 124 amino acids. Gene Ontology annotation, biological process: response to oxidative stress. The transcript is spliced from 3 exons. The record is from RefSeq and is a predicted model, not a curated record. Lineage: Eukaryota; Metazoa; Arthropoda; Insecta; Diptera; Drosophilidae.